UUGAUUAUGUGAUGGCUUCCUACAAGACCUUAGUUGUGUUGUUUGGUGUUUUUGUGAGUUUAUGUUGUUUGAAUAUUGAGGCGAAUGAAGCAGCCCGCCGUCUCCAACAAACACCUUACUCAUCCGACCAACAUGUCAAUUCACAAUUGCUUACUCUCCCGUUACCAAUACCACCUAUCCGUCUCCCUCCAAUACCAAUACCACCUAUCCGUCUCCCUCCUCUUGUACCAAUACCACCUAUCCGGCUCCCUCCUCUACCUAUUCUUCCACCUUUAAUACUACCACCAAUAUUUCCUCUAAGACCACCUCCUCCUCCUCCUCCUCCUCCUCCAACUACAAUUCCACCCCCACCACCUCCUCCACCUCGUCCCAACAUUCCACCAACUUCACCGCCUCGUCCGAGUAUUCCACCUAUGGCUUCACCGCCUCGUCCGAGUAUUCCACCUAUGGCUUCACCACCUCGUCCCAACAUUCCACCAAUUGCUUCACCUCCCCAACCAACCAUUCCACCAAUUGCUUUGCCCCCACGCCCCAUGAUUCCACCAAUGGCUUCACCCCCUCGUCCAAUCAAUCCACCCGCAGUAUCACCCCCUCGUCCAAGCACUCCACCUAUUGCUUCGCCCCCUCGUCCCAUCAUUUCGCCAACUUUGCCACCUCGCCCUAACAUUCCACCAAUGGCCUCACCACCUCGUCCAAUUGUUCCACCGAUAGCAUCACCUCCUCGUCCAAGCAUUCCACCAAUGGCUUCCCCCCCUCGUCCCAUCAUUUCGCCAACUUUGCCACCUCGCCCUAACAUUCCACCCAUGGCCUCACCACCUCGUCUAAUCGUUCCACCGAUAGCAUCACCUCCUCGUCCAAGCAUUCCACCAAUGGCUUCGCCCCCUCGUCCCAUCAUUUCACCAACUUUGCCACCUCGCCCUAACAUUCCACCUAUGGCUUCACCACCUCAUCCAAUCAUUCCACCGAUAGCAUCGCCACCUCGUCCAAUCAUUCCACCAAUAGCUUCACCACCUCGCCCUAGCAUUCCACCAAUGACUUCACACCCUUAUCAAUUUAUUCUAUCGACUGCUUAGCCCCCUCGUCCAACCAUUCCAUCAAUAGUUUUGCCACCUCGCCCCCAACAAUCUACCCAUUGCUUCACCAUUGUCAUCCUUGUAUUUCAGGGCUGCUCCUCUCAAAGUUCCACUUGUUGGUUCACCUCCUCUACCAUCAAAGUACUAGCGUUUGUCGAGUUCGCACUGAAAAACCACCAUCUUUAUCUCCACAUUGAAAUUUUAAUUGUUUGCACUUAUGUUUUCAAACCUUAUCAUAUGAACUACUACUAGAUAAGGUGAACUACUACAACAUCAAUGUAACUUCUUUAAGUUAUAUAUUAAUAAUAAACAUUAUGGUAA
This is a messenger RNA of Cucurbita maxima (winter squash), 1394 nucleotides long. RefSeq names its product vegetative cell wall protein gp1-like. The record is from RefSeq and is a predicted model, not a curated record. Lineage: Eukaryota; Viridiplantae; Streptophyta; Magnoliopsida; Cucurbitales; Cucurbitaceae. The transcript has 2 exons. The coding region runs from base 12 to 1073 and encodes 353 amino acids.